CAUAAUGCGGCUAUAAAAGAGGAAGACUGGUUUACACCACAACAGUAGAUCUUACAGCAAGUGUCGGAGCAGUGUCCAUUGUGAUUCGGAAGCACUCGACAAAUUCUAACAAUAAGAUGAAGGGAGUAAUAACGCUUUGUACAAUAUUACUAUUGUCCAGCCUUGGACAUAGUAAAUCUAAUGUGAAAUGGUGGCAGAAAAUGUCACUUUAUCAAGUUUAUCCCAGAAGCUUUAAAGAUAGUAAUGGGGAUGGCGAAGGAGAUCUUAAUGGUAUCAAGAGUAAACUAAGUCAUUUGGUAGAAUCGAAUGUUAAUGCCUUUUGGAUAUCUCCGAUGUAUCCUAGCCCGAUGAUCGACUCUGGCUAUGACAUUUCCGACUUCCGCAACGUUGACAAAAGAUUUGGCACUAUGAAGGAUUUUGAAGACCUCGUAAAAGCGACUCAUGACUUAGGAUUGAAAAUUAUUCUGGAUUUUGUUCCUAAUCACUCCUCUGAUCAGCACGAAUGGUUUCAAAAGAGCUUACAGAGCAUAGAACCCUACACCGACUAUUACGUAUGGCAUAAAGGCCAGGUAUUGCCUAACGGAACAGUUACAAAGCCGAAUAAUUGGGUGAGCGUGUUCGGCAAUGCAGCAUGGACCUGGCGUGAAGAACGACAAGCGUAUUAUCUUCAUCAAUUCGUAGUGGAGCAACCCGACCUCAACUAUGAGAACGAGAACGUAGUGAGCGAGAUGAAGGACGUCCUGAGAUUUUGGCUCGACAGGGUGGACGGAUUCCGGAUAGACGCGAUACCACAUCUGUGCGAGGACGUCAGAUUCUUGGACGAACCACUCACGGGUAAUCCGAAUCCCGACGAUUACGGUUACACGGAGAAGAUAUAUACCAAAGAUCAGGAUCACACCUAUGACAUUGUCAAAGGAUGGCGAGAAGUGACGGACGAGUAUCAGGACAAAGUUAUAAUGAUGGAGGCUUACGCGAACAUGACGAUGACAAUGAAGUAUUACAUAUACGGGGCGCACUUUCCCUUCAAUUUCGGUCUGCUUAGCCAGACGAAUAACGAUUCUACAGCGGCCGAUUUUAAGAGUGUGAUCGAUGACUGGAUGCUAAACAUGCCGUUUGUCCACGGUACCGCAAACUGGGUGGCUGGGAAUCACGACAACUCCAGAUUGGUGACGCGUUACGGACGGGAACGAGCGCAAGUCGUAACGAUGAUGACUCUACUGCUUCCGGACGUAAGUGUGACUUACAACGGCGACGAAAUUGGCAUGGAGAAUACAUGGAUCUCGUGGGAAGAUACCAAAGAUCCGCAAGGUUGCAACGCCGGCAAGGAAGGUUACGAGAAGGCAUCUCGAGAUCCUGUAAGGACGCCAUUCCAGUGGGACAAUACCACUUCGGCUGGAUUCUCUACGAACCCAAAUACGUGGUUACCGGUUAACGAAAACUACAGAACGCUUAAUUUGGCCGCGCAAAAGCAACAGGACGACUCGUAUUAUGCUCUAUAUAAAGCAGUUUCUGAUCUACGAAAAUCUGUGGCUGUUAAUCAGGGUACCUUGACCACAAAAUUAUUAGGCAAUAAUGUUCUUGCUUUUGCCAGAAAAAGUGACAAAAAUGGAGUUUACGUAGCGAUAAACUUUGGAAAUGAAGAUGAAACUGUCGAUUUCUCGUCACUCGUGAAGGGAUCUCAAAUGAACGUUUACUAUGCCACUACGAAUGCUCAUAAUUUAAUUGGGUCUAUUGCAAAUGUUCAUGCCUUGAAAAUCCCCGCAUUGGCAGCUGUGGUAUAUAUAUUUAACGAUGCGUAAAACCGUGUGAAAAGCUAAGGAAACGAACGAGGUACUAUACUUUCAAUGUUAUUUCCAUAAUUUACUAAGCGAAGAGAAGAGAUUCAGUCAUACAAUGAUUCUCUCUACUCUCCAUCUUACCUUACUAUUUCUAUAUGCACAUAACAUUGCUGUUUUAUUUAUUCACGCUUUACAUAUUUUAUCAACUAAAUUUACCUACAACACAGAAUACUACGCUCAUAGAAAUAAAUGAUAACGGCUCAUUGUCAUAGAUAAAGAUGAAGUGUUAUGUUAGAGAAAGCAAUAGAUGGAAUAUUAAGAACGUUAAAAUGUAAUUAAUAAUAACUUUUUUUUCAACUGUUCGCAAUAAUUACAAUUGUAAAUAUUACAUUUUUCCGUGAAUGUAAAAAUUGAGGAAAACAAAAUAAAA
Nylanderia fulva is the source of this 2208-nucleotide messenger RNA. It is a transcript of the gene Hbg3, whose product is annotated as alpha-glucosidase. Gene Ontology annotation, biological process: carbohydrate metabolic process. Gene Ontology annotation, molecular function: catalytic activity; cation binding. NCBI's taxonomy places the organism in Eukaryota, Metazoa, Arthropoda, Insecta, Hymenoptera, Formicidae. The record is from RefSeq and is a predicted model, not a curated record.